Caenorhabditis auriculariae is the source of this 3983-nucleotide messenger RNA. The record is from the annotation of a GenBank genome assembly. NCBI's taxonomy places the organism in Eukaryota, Metazoa, Nematoda, Chromadorea, Rhabditida, Rhabditidae.
AUGGAAGCUCCCCGCGCUAGACCUGGCCGCUUGGCGCAGCGCGUGCGUUGCGAUUUUUCAUUUUGAGGUCGCGAGUUCGAUACCCGCAAGCGUCAGUUUUUUGUUUUCUGGAAAAUACUGACUUUUUCGGCAAACUAGCAAAUAUUCAUCAUUUUAGCACUCUAUUAUGAUUUGUUACAUCAUAAUAGACCAGUAUCAAAACUUGUUCUAGAAGAAAAAUCGAGAAAAUGUUAAAAAUGGAUAAUACCAAAAUUUCAGUACUAAAAAAAUGGUGCGCGGCGCGCCACAUUUUUCGUCAUAACUUUUUUCAUCCUCAAUCUUUUUGAAAAACUAAACGGUUCUGAGUUUUGAAUCGAAACAGCUAUCAAACCAUACAAAGCUCGAUGCUGAAAAAAAAUUUUUGAAAAUUCGUCUGCGGUCCCUAAAAGGAGGAUAAAAUUUUAAAGCCUUAUACGUCUGUGAACUUUUUUCUCUCACCGGAGAUGAUACAAGAGAAGCCGAGAGAAUAGAGGGCGCAGACAGUUUUGUAUGUCUCAAGCCAUGCUGAAUGGUGUAUGAUGAAAAAAAAAUUCGAAAGUUUUAGCAGAAAAAAAAGCCGAUUUUAUCUUAGAUAAUAUUUUUCAGGAACAACUUCGGACAGCACCUUCUGACUUUCGGAGUCUAUUCCCUCCUCUUAUCCUUCUGCUACCGAUAUUAUGUGAUAACAAGACAACCUCCAGAACGACGUACGAUUCUAACAAUCCUCGCGUUAGUAUAUAUCCCCUCAUUCAUUCAAUUGGUUGGACUUCGUUUCCAUUUUUGAUCUACUCCUCACUCUCAGAUUCUGUCUCUGAUCAUGGUCAGUCCCGAAGAAGAGAUGCGACGGAUUUUCGAAGAAGCAUAUCCUCAGUACAAGUCGGAGAACGUCAUGAUCAGUGGGGUGGCCGAUAUUCGGGAUAUCUGGCCCGCGGUCGCCAUUUCACAUGCAAUUUUUUCCAUUAUUCCAAUUUACGCGGCUAUUUUUGUUCUUCGACAGAAAAUAUCGAAUCAACUCAAUAUUCCUCUGCGAAUCAGUUCGGAGACGAAAAGCAUGCAGAAGCAGUUUUUGAAGGUUGGUGAUUACCUUACGAAUAUCGGCUCCUAUUUAAAACUAGUACAUUUCAAAAUGAACUAAACGCUAAAAUGUGUGAUUUUUAACGUUUGUCAAGUUUAAAUGGACCUUUCAAAGGCAAUUUUUCUGAAGGAAAAUCAAAUUUUCCUUUCCCAUUAACUUAUCACUCGAAAUAAACUUUUAAAAUCCAAGUCUCAGCAAGGAAAUAAAAAAAAAACUAAAAUCAAUCUGUCGCCAUUUUUCAAUUUUCAAAAUUGACUCCCACAAAGAUCUUCCUAUAAUCGAAUUCACGUGGUACUUCAAAGCUUAAAAAUAAUAUUUCAAGAAUCGGUCAAUUUUUCUUUAGAAGUAUUUUCAUUUUUUCUAAAAUGAGUUCUCACCUGCUUUUAUACCUCAAAAGAAAUUUUUGUCGCUGGUACUCAGUUAUAAGUAGUUUCAAAACCUCAAAACUGUCCCUUUCCAGAAAAUUUUUCAAAAUUUCAGGCUCUCACGAUCCAAACGUGCAUUCCGAUGUUCAGCAUAAUCGCCAUCUCCACCUUCGCCAUUGGUCAUUUGAAAAUAUUCAACCAUCCGGCUUUAGAAUAUUCGACCCCCUUUUCUCUGCUUCUAACGCCAGUCGUAUCCCCUUUAGCCUCAUUAUAUUUCGUACAUCCUUAUAAAAAUAAGAUUAUGAGCUUGGUUCUGAGAAGAAGCUCCGUUUCACAAAAGUCUGCCCCCGUUGUUUCCUACACGCUUUGAAAAUAAGUUACUAUUCGAAAUUAGUAGACUUUAGACAACUUUUUUUUGAUAAUACUGUCAUUUUUGACGUUGCCGGGAAAAUAAACUAUUUCGUCUCGUUGUCAAUGUUUUCAAAUAAUGGCUCUAAAAAUUACCUGGUGUAAAUUAAAGAUCUUUUGUAAACUGAAAAAUAUUUCAUGUUUUCCUUCUCAUGCAUAAACAAGAAGAAACGUGUUUCUUGAAGCUGAAAAAGGGCACAUUUUAUUUUUUUAAAAAAAGAAAUGUUUCUGGGAAAAUUUUUAGUGGCCACUAUUGAGGCUCGCCCAGGACUACUUGGAGAAGACACUAAAGUGGCCACUAAACCCAUCUCUAUAGUGACCACUAUUUUCCGUUCUAGUGGCCACUUCAGUAGUUUUUCAUCCAGUAAUCCUUCCAGUAACUCUGAUAAUUUUUAAACAAACAGAUUGGACCAGUUAUGUUGAUUCAUUGAUCCCUAAAGUAGCCACUAAAAUUUUUAGUCGUCUAGUAGUAGCACUUAGACCUUUAUAGUGGCCACUAAUUUUUAACCCCUCAAUUGGCCACUAUUUUGACUACUAUAGUGGCCUCUAAAACGUCUAAACUCUAUAGUGGCCACUAAAGUUUUUCUCAGUAAGAAAAAAAUAUAAUGAGCUCAUGGACGAAAAAUAACGACUGCAUUCCAUUAAUGAGUUGUUCCUAGACACGAAGUUUUUUUUUAACAUUUUUCUCAGUCUUCUACUCUAUUUCUCUUGAAAAAGGUAGUUUUUUUCGAAAAAAGGUUCAAAACGAAGGUAGUUCGAAAUGUUGUAAUCAUUUUUUCGAGUACAAUGAAUGUCCUGGGAAAAAUUUCGCAUAUAACUCGGAAUUUUUUGACUUUCUUCUCACUUUUAUGCCUUUUUAUCAAAGAUCAUUUUUUAUGUUGAAAGCGUUAUAAGUCUAAAAUACGUGAAUAAGUCAUUUUAAAAAGAAGUUUCUUUUAACAGUACUACGAAAGAAAGUUCCUCGAAUCUUUUUUUUAUGGACUACAGAGAACUUCACAAGUUCCCUGAUGAUUCAAUGAUCAAAAGUUAAAAAAAAACAAACUUUCAAUGCAAUUUUUCCACUUCACUUGACCCCACAAACCGAAUAAUUUGACAUUUUCGAGCCUUUUUGUAGUUUUAUGACUAUUAAUCUUUUAUUUGUUUACUAGGGCCGCAAAAUAUUUAAAAAAAGCUGAGAUUUUUCUUUGAACUUUUUUCGAAAAAUUCCCUCAAUUUUCAUAAAUCUUCCAACAGACCAAAAAGUGCAGCAAAAAACCUCCAAAAAAACGCCCUUCGAAAAAAAAAUAAUCAAAAAUUUUCACUUUAACUCGUCUGGGCUAUAAAAUUGAAGUUCCUGUCUCCAAAUUUAUUUUUGACUUUAUAUUUUGGCAUUUUCCUCCGAAAUUGUACUCCGUCUGACUCAACCCACUUUUCCUUUUCAAUUGCAAGAUCAAAAUCAUUUUUUCAGCUUCCUGGAAAAAAAAUGGAAGCGAUCAGGAUGCUUUUCUCAACGGCGCACGUUUUCAUCGCCCUUUUGGGCUGUACAUUCAAUUCCAUACUGAUUUACAUUGCCCUGUUCCACUCGCCGAUGAAAAUCCGCUCCUAUGCUACUUUGAUCGUCAACUUUGCUUUCACUGAUUUGUUAACAUGUGUCGCCGAUCUAUUCGUUCAGCAGAGGUUGGUUUUAUUGUUUUGAUGAUUUGUGGCCGCAUUUGGAAUGGCUUAGAGUGUUGGGGGCGCGAUUUGAAACUAUGCAACAUUCUCUCACACUUUUUCGGAAGCACUGUGAUUGACAAUAGUAGUUUUGAAAUGGCUGCUAAUAUUUUGAAGAAAAAACUUGAUCUUUUUUCUUUAACAUUUUAUCAGGCUAUUUUAAAAAUGAUAGCCGGAACCGCAGAGUCAUCCCAAAUGCGACCAAGAUCACGAAGAAUAUAUCUUCAGAUUGAUUCCUGUCGGAGAUUCUCUAGUCUACGUUUCCAAUGGAUUUUGCCAGUUCUUCGGACAUUCUGCCUGCUUCAUUGGGUUGGCUAUUUCAUUUUACAAUAAUAAAUAAAGUUUUCAGGUAUAACUUCAUGCUCCACCUUCUAACCCAUGGACUUUACUUAGGGACCGCAAAGCCACGCCCCUUUUCGCGAUAG